GCAACUGGUGCUAGUUUAAUGGACAAGGAAGAGAUAUUUGUUUAGGUUUAGUCUGAGAUCACGCAUACUCUUAUUUCGUCAAAUAGUCUGGCUCUUUUUUUAAUUCGUCAGGAUGCCCUUGUUCGCCCAAAAUCCAUUUGACCAAGAUGUCGAGAAAUCAACCAAUGAAAACAACACAACAGAUGACUGGGGGCUCAUUAUGGACAUCUGUGAUAAGAUUGGAACGACGCCCAAUGGACCAAAGGACAGCUUGAGAUCCAUUAUGAAGAGAGUCAACCACAAAGUGCCCCAUGUUGCCAUGCAGGCCCUAAAUUUGUUGGGUGCUUGUGUGUCAAACUGCGGCAAAAUCUUCCACUUGGAAAUCUGCUCAAGGGAGUUUGCCAGUGAAGUACGGAGUGUGCUGAGUAGGGCUCACCCUAAGGUGUGUGAAAAGCUGAAGGCUCUGAUGGUGGAGUGGGCAGACGACUUCCAGAAGGAUCCUCAACUCAGCCUGAUUAGCGCCACCAUCAAGUCUCUGAAAGAGGAAGGUAUUAGCUUUCCUUCGGCAUCAUCACAGGGGUCCGCCACAAAGGUCAGCACACCUGCUGUGAGCCAAGCAUCGGAUGAUGACAACUUAGCUAAAGCCAUCGAGCUGUCUUUGCAGGAGCAGAAGCAGCAGGCAGAGACACGACCCCUGACCGUGACCUCUGACCCCCCGACCUAUACCAACGGCAGCGGGGGGCAGGAGGCCCGGAAGGUGCGUGCACUCUACGACUUUGAAGCGGCUGAAGACAAUGAGCUGACCUUCAAAACAGGAGAACUUAUUCUGGUUCUGGAUGACAGCGAUCCAAACUGGUGGAAAGGAGAGAAUCACAGAGGAAUGGGACUUUUUCCUUCCAACUUUGUCACCACCAAUCUGAGCGCUGAGCCAGAGACAGUGGCGUUUGUUGAAAAGGCAAACAGCCCUGAAGAGCCGAGUGUGGAAGCCAAAGUUGAGCCUGAGCCUGUUUUCAUUGAUGAGGGGAAGAUGGACAGAACACUGGCACUGCUGCAGAAUGCAGAUCCGGCAGAUCCGGCUCCUGACUCUACAGACCUGCUCCAGCUGGAGGGUGCAUGUGAACAGAUGAAUCCGAUGAUUGAUGAAAAGCUGCAGGAGAUUGACAGGAAACACUCAGAGCUGUCAGAGCUGAAUGUGAAAGUUUUGGAGGCCCUGGAACUUUACAACAAGCUCAUGAACGAGGCUCCUUUCUACUCAGCCUAUUCCAAGAUGCAGGCGCAGUAUCCACCAGCCAACUCAGCUGUAGCCAUGCAGGGCUACCUCGGGCCAGCCGGCGCUCCCUACCUGCCUCCAGUGAUACCACAGGGUCCUCCUGCUCAGCCCUACACAAUGCCCAGCGACCAGCCCGGACCACUGCACUCACUGCCCCCCAACGUCUCCGCCCCACCCAACAGCCAGCCUGUGCAGCCUCCCUAUAUGAGCACCGGUAUGAAUGCUCAGUACAUGAACCAAGCUGGAGUUCCUUACCCUCACCAGGCGGGCAUGGCAAUGGACAUGUCGACCUAUCACAACUCCAACAUGCCUCCUGUUUCCUAUCCUGUGGCUGCUCCCCCUCACCAGGCUCCUCAGCAGCAGCAGGCAGUGUAUUAUCAGCAGCCUCUGUUGUAAAAGUCAGACUGACCGCAGGCCUGAGGGGAAUACACACUUCAGAUAUUUCACUGUCCGUGCGUGUGCGUGCGUGUGUGUGUGUGCGUGCACAUGUGAGUGUGUUUGUGUGUGUGUGCGUGCGUGCCAGCGUGUGUGUGUGCCAGCCAAAUGAACACACCUUGCGGAAGCUGAAAUAACUGAGGUGUGUAUGUAACGCAGGUCUGUUGUUCAUCUGAGUCAGGACUCUCUGUGUGCAUGUCCUCCGCUACUGUAUGUGAGGCUAACAUGGCUUCAGAAGAAGUUUUCUCAUGUCCUUCACUGCUUUUUCCUGGCUGGCAGUGAAUGCGGCGCUGGGCUUCACACACAACACAGAAGAAGAGUUGGGUUUGCCCACCCAUACUGGACCAUAUAAAGAGAGUCAUUGCCUAAUUCUGAAAAAGAAAUGAGCAUUUUACAAAUCAUAGUUCAACACAAUGCUACGCCCCAAACUUUGCUAUUUCUGAUUUUACCCCCUUCAAAGAAUUCACACAACAUGAGGGUCAGGCCAUGCCCACAUUAAUGUAGAUAAAUGAGGAAAAUGCUUCUUUUUCUACCAUGUCUGUACCGCUAAUGUAGCAAAAGCAAUCCCGUCACUGGAUAUGUUCAGCCACAGCACUGUGGUGCAUUAACAGCAGCCCAAAAGAACAAUGUAAUUACAUACGAAAGUCAGAGUGGCAUAGACUAAAACAGCACCUCUGCAAGUGAAAUGUGAGCCUCGACGGAAGCCUUUGCAUGGCCGGCUCAGAGAUGCAUUAAUGGAAACUGGAGCCUGUCAGAUGCUUGUGAGAGAUAUGACUUAAAUACAAUAUGUAUGCUUAAAUCAUGCCUGCAAACUGAUAAAAAAUACAACUUUUCCAAAAUGGUCCCCAGAGUAAAAAUGAAUCAAAAUAAGAUGGUUUUGUGAUGAAGCUUGGACAUAAAAUCUGAGCUGUCAUGCAUAAUAUACAUUGUAAUAGUGUGCUAACUAAUGUGGAUUGAACCCCAUCUGACACCUAAAUUGCAUCUUCAAAUGUACCUGCAUUGAGGUUGUCAAAAGUAUCAAUCCUUUGAUACUUUUUAAUACCUUGUGUUAUGAUAUCCACAUCCGCUAGUAUUGAAUGUAUCAAAAAAGAAGAAAAAAAAACAUCUGCAAUCAGUUUGCUGCACAGAUGAACAACAACAGGGAAGAAAAUGAACUGUCUCUUGUAUGUGUUCAGUGAUGUUUUCUGUACUAGCGAGUGUGCAGGUAAAAGACAAAAUCCUUUUUUUGCUUUGUCAUGGCCUUGAAAGAGUUGUUGUUUUUUUGUUUGUUUUUUAACUUGUAUAGUUUGUAACAAAGUUUAAAAUUCUGCUAUCGUGACAACUUUAAUCUACAUUAAUGUGAACAUGGCCUAAAUGUUUUUUUUUCUUUUCUUUUUUUUUUAAUCAUCUAGUUUUUAAGUUGGUAGGUGAAUUCAUCUGAAGGCAGGUACAGGUUAUUAUGACCAUCUCUUUGUCCUGUAGUGCAGUGUGCAGGUGCUCACUUCAGGACAAAGUGUGUCCUUAUUUAAAAGGAAGGAGCUCCAUUGUUUCCAUCGUCACCAGCAUCCAUCAUGUUCACUGAUCUGUUUCAAACACAAGUACAACUUAUAUUUUCAAAUAUCAAAUAUGUAUGUUAACAGUUGUUUUUGUGUAAAUGGUUAAAAAAAAACACAUUACUUUCCCUUAAACUCACUGCCUUGUAAUGCAUUCUGUAGUUGCAUUUGAGAUAUUUAAGAUGACAUUUUUGUGCGUGUGUGUGUAUGUGUGCACAUAUUUGUUUUUUACAUGUUUGUAUGUGUUUGAGGGCUUACCCAUAAUAGGUUCUUCAUUGUAAAAUGUUCACACAGAUAAUCAGAUUUUUAGUGUGAAAUGAGAAAUCGUUAGUUGGAUCUCUUUGUGUGUUUAUUAAUCUGAUGAAAAUGCUGCAUCUGUUCAUGAUUAUCACAUCAGUACCUUCCUGCCUCUCAUCUUCAUGUGUGGGGUCUCUUCCAUGUCCUGUCAAUGUUUUAUGCAAAUGCACGAUUCUGAGAAUUUUCAUGUCUAUAUACUUCAAUUUCAAACUUGUCAAUGAUGUUGCCUGUUCUUUGAUUUAUAUAUAUUGAGACAUUAUACAUGUAUAAUUUACAUGGCUGGAGAAUGUGUAAUUAUUAUUCUUACUCUGCGUCUGCUUUUGCUUUCAUUUCCCAGACAAAAUGUAAAUGGUAAUUUUUUUUCAAAAGGUUCAGAAACUAUUAGUUGCUGUUAAUAUGAAGAAAGUCAAGUGAGAGAUCAUGUUUUGAACCUUCUGUUGGUUUUUAUUCAGUUUCGGGGUUAAAAUUAAUGAGCAUCUUUCAUAGAAUCUACAGUAGCUCCGUAGCCAGAACUGUCUAUAUUUCCUUUACACGCCUCAUAUUAAAGGCAUUGUAUAUUAGAUGUAAAAUAUCUGGUUUUGUUGGUGAUAUUGCACCUUAGCUUUGUAAACAUUUAUUUACCACUGGAUGCCUUGUUUUUCUGUAGAAAUCAAAGAAUGACAUGGACACAACUUUGGCGAGUAACUUCAGUCUCAGAAUCCGCUGGAUAUGUACAAUUCUGUAUAUUUAAAAUAUUCCAGGAAAAGUUCCUUUAUCCAGAAUUUUAAAUCUGCUUUUUUAACAGAGCAAACUUAUAAUAUUCUUUGAAAUAAAAAGAAAUUUACCUGUGUUAA
Messenger RNA from Centropristis striata (black sea bass), 4346 nucleotides. RefSeq names its product signal transducing adaptor molecule (SH3 domain and ITAM motif) 2 (gene stam2). Gene Ontology annotation, biological process: signal transduction. Gene Ontology annotation, cellular component: endocytic vesicle. Bases 113 to 1645 code for a protein of 510 amino acids. The record is from RefSeq and is a predicted model, not a curated record. Lineage: Eukaryota; Metazoa; Chordata; Actinopteri; Perciformes; Serranidae. The transcript is spliced from 14 exons. Gene Ontology annotation, molecular function: phosphatidylinositol binding; ubiquitin binding.